GAAACGUGACAGCCAUUUGCACACGGCAGCGUGACUGAAACCGGGAGCUCACCCUCUUAAGAAUCACAGAUGCAGACUGUGGUGCAGGAGGUGAAGCCAGGUUCGGACAAAGCAUGGAAGAGCAGACAAGGGUAGAUAAGGAAGUGGCUGAUGAAAUUGGUUAUCAACUGGUGAGUAACUUUAGGAAUCCACGGUAACACGGGAAUUGUGUCUGAGAUGGGAUUUGGUACCAAGUUACAGAAAGGGCAAAUAGGUAACGUAAGGGGAAGUGCAGGCGGGUGAGUUAGAUAUCUGCAGCAUGAAAAGCCAGCAGGUGAGCUGGUGGUGUGGUGGGGGAAGGGAGAGAAUUGCGCCUAACUGAUCUCUUGGCGUUCCACGAAGAGAUGAACUGAACGUAUAAACAAGGGAGAUUCGAUGGAUGUUUUGAUUUGAAGCCGAGCCUCUGACGCGGUGCUUGCCUGCUCACAGGAGGUUCUUCUGCAUUUUGGAAAGUACAGAAUAGAUGGAGAUGGUACAGGAAGGCACACAGAAUAGUGGUGAAUCUUCUGAAGUAGAAUGGAAAGCCUGAUUUCAAGGAAACAGUGGGGCCAUUGUACAUGGAUGGAGAUACAUGGGCACAUAAGGAGGCAGAGAACCGAGAGGCAAGCGUUAAUCAACGACCGACCAUGAAGGGGAAGUUUCUAUGGCGUCUCCGGCAGAAGUGGAAACUCUUGGGUCUGUUCGAGAUCGACUCAGACCACGAGUUUUACUAUUUUACUUGCGUGAUGAAGGAAGGGUUAGCAGCUGCAGUGCAAAUCUCAAUUGACAACCCCAACCUGAGCACCCUCAGCGACCCGGACUUCAAAGCUGUCCUGACUCAGGUGCAUAAGGGGUUCGAGAUGCAGACGUACGCAGCCUCUGUGUUUGCACAGUUCCGACAGACUCUGGGAAUGACUGAGAAGGAAUACCAGCACUCCUUAGCCUCCGAAGGGUGUUACCUUCAGUUUAUCAGCAACUCCAAGAGCAAGGCCAACUUUUUCCUCACAAAUGACAAGAGGGUAUUCUUGAAAACUCAGAAGAAGCGAGAGAUUAAAUUCCUGCUCUCAAAACUCAAGUCAUACAUCCAACACAUUCAGAACUACCCCCACUCACUCCUCGUCAAGUUUCUAGGUGUUCAUAGUGUCAGUCUGCCACAGGGGCGGAAGAAGUACUUCAUUAUCAUGCAGAGCGUGUUCUACCCGGAUGAAAGAAUCGUCGCCCGAUACGACAUAAAGGGAUGCCAGGUCAGUCGCUGGACAGACCCUUCCCCCGAGGGCAGCCAGAUCAUCGUGGUGCUUAAAGACUUGAACUUCAAGGGCAAUAUGAUUGGUCUGGAUCAGCAGCGGUCGUGGUUCAUUCGGCAAAUUGAAAUCGACACCGAGUUCCUGAAGGGUUGGAAUGUCAUCGACUACAGCCUCCUGGUGGCCUUCCAGCCCCUGCACCCCGAUGAGCGACGCCUGAGCUCGUCAUUUGCCAACAUUAUUCUACGGACCAAGAAGUCGAUGAUCACCGGGGGCAGCCCCACAACUUCCACCCGGGCUCCCAUCCCGGGGCUCGUGGAGGAGGCGUCCUCGGUCCUGGAGAUGGAGCGCGACGCGGAGCUCGGCCAGUCCAAGGAGGUUCCCCCUCACUCCAGGAGCGAGAUCCCGCUGGAGAAGCUGAUGCCCGGGGGGAGCUCGGAGCUGGAAGUGCCCGAGGUUGCGGCACAGAACCGCAGACUGUUGCCCGGCUACAAAAACCCGCUUCACGUCAUCGACGGCACCGAGUUCCGUUACUUUGUGGGCAUCGUCGACAUGUUUACAGUGUACGGCUUCCGGAAGAAGAUCGAGUACCUCUGGAAGUGCAUCCGGCACCGGGGACAAUCCUUCUCCACCGUCAAUCCGGACAAAUACGCCAGGCGCCUGUGCCAGUGGGUUGAUGGUCACAUCGUGUAGCUCUGACCGGAGCUCUGGAUCCGCACAGCGCUUAAAACUGUGCCGUGUACGGUCGGGGGCCGGGGCCGGGGCUGACACAAAGCCCUCGGCAAUGAAAUAGGGCGACAGAAAGGGCAGCGAGACCACUCCUCUGCCGUGCAGUCAGUCUGCUCCUACCCGUCGCUCACUGCCGGAGUGAAGGAAAGCCUCUGAGGGUAGAACGACAGAUACAACGGCCUGGACGAGCGAGCUUUCCUUGCAUGUUGUUGUUAUUAUAGGCGGUUGUAACCACGAGAGAAGCGGGGC
Molecule: messenger RNA, 2237 nt
Organism: Callorhinchus milii (elephant shark)
Lineage: Eukaryota; Metazoa; Chordata; Chondrichthyes; Chimaeriformes; Callorhinchidae
Gene: pip5kl1
Product: phosphatidylinositol-4-phosphate 5-kinase-like 1
Exons: 10
Coding region: 597-1952 (451 amino acids)
Biological process (GO): phosphatidylinositol metabolic process
Molecular function (GO): phosphatidylinositol kinase activity
Source: RefSeq, a predicted model, not a curated record